This is a messenger RNA of Trametes versicolor FP-101664 SS1, 1119 nucleotides long. RefSeq names its product prepropeptide lignin peroxidase (gene LiP6). The coding region runs from base 1 to 1119 and encodes 372 amino acids. Gene Ontology annotation, biological process: cellular response to oxidative stress; response to reactive oxygen species; hydrogen peroxide catabolic process. NCBI's taxonomy places the organism in Eukaryota, Fungi, Basidiomycota, Agaricomycetes, Polyporales, Polyporaceae. Gene Ontology annotation, molecular function: heme binding; peroxidase activity. The transcript has 7 exons. The record is from RefSeq and is a predicted model, not a curated record.
AUGGCCUUCAAAUCUCUCCUCACCUUCGUCUCCCUCGCUGCAACCCUCUCUGGCACCUACGCCGCGCUGACGCGCCGCGUUGCUUGCCCCGACGGUGUCAACACUGCGACGAACGCGGCGUGCUGCCAGCUGUUCGCUGUCCGCGAGGACCUGCAGCAGAACCUGUUCCACGGCGGUCUGUGCACUGCCGAGGCGCACGAGUCCCUCCGUCUCACAUUCCACGACGGUAUCGCGAUCUCGCCCGCCCUCCAGUCGCAGGGCCAGUUCGGUGGCGGAGGUGCCGACGGCUCGAUCUCGAUCUUCCCCGAUAUCGAGACUGGCUUCCACCCCAACAUCGGCCUCGACGAGAUUGUCGCCCUCCAGCAGCCGCUCUUUGAGCGCCACAACUUGUCGCACGCCGACUUCCUGCACUUCGCUGGUGCCAUCGCUGCGUCGAACUGCGCCGGUGCGCCCCAGCUCGUCGCCUACGUCGGCCGCAAGGACGCUACCCAGCCCGCCCCAGACGGCCUCGUCCCCGAGCCGUUCCACACCCCCGACCAGAUCUUCGACCGUCUCGCCGACGCCUCCCAGGGCGAGUUUGACCCCAUCCUGACCGUCUGGCUCCUGACCGCGCACACCGUCGCGGCGGCGAACGACGUCGACCCGACCGAGUCCGGCCUGCCAUUCGACUCGACGCCCGAGCUGUGGGACACGCAGUUCUUCCUCGAGACGCAGCUGCGCGGCACCGCGUUCCCCGGCUCCGGCGGGAACCAGGGCGAGGUCGAGAGUCCGCUCGCGGGCGAGAUGCGCCUGCAGAGCGACCACACGAUCGCGCGCGACUCGCGCACGGCGUGCGAGUGGCAGUCGUUCGUCGACAACCAGCCGAAGGCGCAGGCGAUGUUCCAGUUCGUCUUCAACGUGCUCACCACGCUCGGCCAGGACCAGAACGACCUCGUGAACUGCACUGAAGUCGUCCCGAUCCCCGCGCCGCCUCAGGGCCACACGCACUUCCCCGCUGGGCUGUCCAUCGCCGACAUCGAGCAGGCUUGCGCUGAGACUCCCUUCCCCACCCUCCCGACUGACCCGGGACCCCGCACCGCUGUCGCCCCUGUCCCCAAGCCUCCCCCCGCGUCGAUCUGA